AUGUCUCAUAGCAUGCAGACAAGAAGCCACAAGGCAGUCGCCGACAUAUGGCCCAUCGCCGACACCCCUGAGGAAUUCAUCGAAACACAGACGGCGUCUACCAUUGCACAACCAUUGACUACUAUGCCUCAACCCCACGCCGAAGAUAUGGAGCAAAUUGCUCCAACCCAUGAUCAGAUUGUCGGCGAUUUGGUAAUGCCUCAGCGAAAACGCAAGGGUAAGAACGCAGACGGGGGUAUGCGAAAGCGACCCCGUUUAGACAAGGAAUCCACUUCACAAAGUCAGUCCAGCCAUCCUAAGGUCGGCGAUGCGACUGGCUCUUUCCCGACUCAAACCAAAUCCUUAGCUACUACGGCGUCUGGGCUGCACGCAGCAAAGCCUAAGCCAGAAGGCCUUCCACCGGCCUGGUCCGAGAAACGUUCUGCUAUCGCAGAAACUCUACCAUACUUCAAAUCCCACCAGAGCGGACUCUACACAGAUAAGUGUCGUAUGUUAGGCAUGUUGAUUGAUGAGGAAGUUAGCGUCCGUGAUUACUUCAGUAGUCAAGUGAUCAUCACAACAACCGGUGGUGGCCGUAUCCGUGAUAAGGAGAGCGGCAAAAUGGUGCGAACCAAAGACCAGAGCGAUGAUACCCGCGGCGGAAAGUUUUUCAAGAUCGCUUUGGAGGAGAAAAUCCCAUUUGUGGUGAUUGCUGGUGAAAGAAAUCCAUUGUUCCCAAUCAACCCCCCUCAUUUUUAUAACGUUUUAGAUUACUUUUAUGUCACCGACAUGUGGCCUGAAAGCAUUCGUUCUGGACAGAGCCAGUUUAUCAAAACCUAUAAAGUCAGACUAGAAAAAGUCGACUUGGUGUCAAGAUCAUGGUGGCGACCAGAGGGGGCAAAUGCUCACGAUGCAGGUGAAUUCGAAGUUGGCAGUUACUCUUGUGAGACUGCUUUUUGUUUGACUUGCAGAGAGCCAAGUGACAUGAUCUUCAAGCAAGGAUGGAUAUGCUUGAACAAAGGUUGCAAGCAAUUCUUCAAAAUCACCGCCAAAGGAAAUUCUACAAAUAUCGAUCCAGACCAACUCGAAUAUCACGAGAAUUUCCUUCGUAAACGAACACGAUUUCCAGGAGUUCAGCCCACGGUACCUCUUGCACCACCAUUACCUCUAAUCGGCGAAGACGCCUUUGGGACCGAGAAGGGUUUCAAAGAAGGCAUUAUAUGCCCUAAGUGCGGCUGCUGUAUUAGACGUAUCAAAUGGGAUGGCUGGUUUUGCGAGAAUCCUGCUUGUGAUUUCAAAUAUCUUCUCCCGUUUCGAAUGGUUCCCGCUGAAAGCAUUGUCAAGGAGAACGAAACCCUGAAGGGAAAGAAUAAGAACAAGUUUGUUCAUGAAAGCAUAUUGAAGUACAAGAUGGUUGCAGGCGAGCAGAAGCUUGCCAUCUAUUUUCUCCCGGAUGAGAAAAACCGAGGUGGAUUCAUCGGUACGGUAAUCCGAAUACGUCCAACAAGAAAAGCAUUCACGAGAGCGGGAGGUCUCGAUGAGCUGUACACCCGGUUACAAGAAUGUGAACUCCCACUAGAAAGACGACCGGUUAGACAUGCAGGGAAACGAGUCGAAAUUCUUACAUCGCAUUUUACUGCAAAUUAUGGUGCUCCAUACAAGUUUGGAGUUGUCGUGAAGACAACAAAUGGCUUUCAGGGUGCUCCUGAUCCCAUCGUAGAGACGAACGUUCGCUUGAGUUGGGGAGGUGAGAUGGCUGUUGCUGCAACAACCCAGCUCGUUAGAAAUCAGAAUUUGGACGUCCGAGAUGGUGUACUACCAAACGAAUUUGAGAAGUUCAACGAACUUCUAGUCUUGGGGUACUUCGAAAAGUCUGUAAUCAGUGCUCACGACGAUGGGGAGAUAGAAUUAGGCCCGACAGUAGCUUCGAUGUCGCUCGGUUCGAAAUCAGUCAUGAAAUUUAUGCCAAAGAUGAAGAAGAACCUUGGUGAUGAUGUCGGCAAAGACCAGAAGGAAAGAUCACCAAUGCUAUCAUUGGUUUUGAAGCACGGCGACAUACUCGUGAUGCAUGGAGCGGAGAUACAGAAACUAUAUCUACAUUCAGUCACCAACUGCGGCAAGCAUCGGUUUGCUAUGACAUGUCGCCACAUUCGACCUGAAACGAUUAUGGAUCAGGAGCAAAGAGAACGAGCCAAAGUUGAUGGCGAGCUCUCAGAGGAUUGGGCGGCUAUUCGUUACGAUGGUAGCAAUGAUACCUUUCUAUCCAACCUCACAGGAGAAGUAGUUACUUGUCCCGAUUCAGCCAAGAAGGGCGGCAAAAGCCAAGGCCGUCAGGAUGGGCCUACGAAUCAUUAUGCAUUAUCUGGUAAUUCUGCAACACAGGAUUCUCCUAGUGCUCAGACGCCUUGGGGACUAUUCAGUACAAGUCCAUGA
This is a messenger RNA of Annulohypoxylon truncatum, 2412 nucleotides long. RefSeq lists its product as uncharacterized. The record is from RefSeq and is a predicted model, not a curated record. The coding region runs from base 1 to 2412 and encodes 803 amino acids. The transcript is spliced from 7 exons. Lineage: Eukaryota; Fungi; Ascomycota; Sordariomycetes; Xylariales; Hypoxylaceae. Gene Ontology annotation, biological process: DNA repair.